AUGUCCAAUCAUGUGGACUUUGAGGAUAAUCACGGGACGAGAGAGGAUGACUGGGUUGGGGUUGCGGCGCCAUUUGGGGCUGAGAAGUCCGAGAAACUUGGUGAGGCUGAGGCGUCCAAGGGGCUUGAAGAAUGUGGGAUGCCGGUGGAAGCUGAGGAGCUUGCGCAACCUGUGCUGGAGGCAUAUGGUGAUGAUAUUGUGGAUGAGAUAGGGGUCGAAAUGGACUGUUUGGCAGCAGGGGUGGCGGUGUCUGAUAUUGGCGGCCACCGCCGCCCUGCGUCUGGACUUGCUGCUCUCGUGACCAUGGGGAUGGCAAAAGGGCCUGCGUGUUUUGAAGAGGAUGCUGCAUUUGCCGGGCGUCGAGACUCUGACUGUGGCCGUAAUUGUGAGGGGGGUUGCGAGGAUCUUGAUGCUGACGUUGAUGCUGGUACUGAUGGCCUUGGUGGUAAGGGGCAGCAGCAGGAGGAGGGGGUUGUUGGUGAUGAGGAGGAGGAAGAGGAGAAGGAAAACCGUGGGCGUGGCUCGGCUGUUGCUGGGGCAUGGCUGUAG
Trichoderma aggressivum f. europaeum is the source of this 549-nucleotide messenger RNA. RefSeq lists its product as uncharacterized. The record is from RefSeq and is a predicted model, not a curated record. Lineage: Eukaryota; Fungi; Ascomycota; Sordariomycetes; Hypocreales; Hypocreaceae. The coding region runs from base 1 to 549 and encodes 182 amino acids. The transcript has 2 exons.